AUGGCACCGUCUACCAUUAUACAAAAGCGAGCAUCGGACGCAUCGAGCUCACCAGACGUCGAUAUUGGCUCCCUCCAAAUACCCAUUUACGGUCUCGUCGGGAUCGGAAUAGCGGUCGUAGCCCUGAUCAGUCUUGUUUUAUGUCUCGGCAUCAGGGCUCAUAGAAAGCGAGCAAGAAGAAAGAGGGAGGAAAAGAGGAACUCUGCAUUCUUGACGGUAAAGGGAGUCGUGAAAGAGACAUCCCUUGGGAUGAAGCAAGCUACCUUUUCUCGUGCCAACCUCACAGCGUCCGUUGUAAUGCCUGACAAGGCCAUAUUCCGGCCAGAUGCAACACGAGAUGACAUCGUUAGUUUCUACUCGGACCAGGGGAAGCUGCCACGUCCAUUUGCUCCCUUUUCCUUCGCCCUUAAUGUAAAUCAAGCUGUAAAUCAGGCCCCCUCAACGGCCUCAUCCUCCACCGAAAUCCCGGACAAGCGUGUCUCAACGCUCUCAUUUUCUGCGUCCGCAGCCCGUCUACCGAAUUCGCCUGGCCGUUCGCGUGAGUCGACGCAGAGCAGCACGCGGGACUCCAUCAGGGAGUCGUUCUUCGGCGGCCGGCACGCUCGAACGGGAAGUGCUCUAUCUGGAGGCUCUCGUUUCUCCGCAUUUUCCACUGGGUCAUCUACUGCCAGGAACUCAGGCUCGGCAGCCGGCCUGCAGCAGCGCACCGUGCGCCAAGUGUUCACGCCAAUUUUACCAGAUGAAUUCACACUUACGCUCGGCGAGCGUGUUUCAGUGCUCCGUUCUUUUGACGACGGAUGGUGUAUCGUCGCGAGACCGAAAUUGCAAAAUGCAAAUGGCACAGACGCUGAACUUGGCGCAGUUCCUGCUUGGUGUUUCGUAAAGCCAUUGAAGGGGUUGCGUUCUGAGCGGCCUGUGCGCAGUACGAGUUUAGGAGUUACGGUGCAAGUGGAGCAAGAGGAUCGGCCGCGCAACGAUAUCAUCUCGUGGUCUAAUUUCUAGCCGUUCGGAAU
Messenger RNA from Fomitiporia mediterranea MF3/22, 1013 nucleotides. RefSeq lists its product as uncharacterized. NCBI's taxonomy places the organism in Eukaryota, Fungi, Basidiomycota, Agaricomycetes, Hymenochaetales, Hymenochaetaceae. The transcript is spliced from 2 exons. Bases 1 to 1002 code for a protein of 333 amino acids. Gene Ontology annotation, molecular function: protein binding. The record is from RefSeq and is a predicted model, not a curated record.